AUGAAAACUCCGCUUCUGACCUUGACCUUUGGUCUCAUCGUUGCAGGCUCGCCCCUCAACAACAUUCACUCAGACGCUCCAUCCAUUGCCCGUCGGCAGGAUAUCGGCUUCCAGCUAGUAGAUGACAGUCCUGAGCCAACCAUCGCGCCUGAUAACUCGACAAACUACAAUCAGCAGGCUGCCAUAUCAGAAGUAGUAGCCAGUAUCAAUGACGAUCCUCUGCCCCAAGACAACUCUUUGAGCAGACGAGACAUGGUCGUCUCAACUUCCUCUGGAUACACUGAUAAUCUGCCACUCCCUGGUGCAGCGAUAAAUGCUCCUUUGAAUUGCAAUGGUGCUGAUACCUACAUGGGCGCCAAACUCUUCACCUCUGGCACUUUCGACACCACCCUUUGCGCCACUGCUUGCAGUGCUCAAAGCGCGUACAAUUUCGCUCACCCUCCGUCAAAGGGCAGUCCAAAGACCUGUCAGUUCUACAACACUUAUGUGCUGUACAAGGACAAUGUCUACCAAGGCCAAUACUGUUCGAUGUAUACCCAAGCAUGGGACGCUUCCUACGCCACUAACAAAGGCCAGUGGCGCGAUGUGAGCUGUCCAUCUGACGUUCCAUAUCUCAGCGCCAAUGGAGCAGAUUUUUGUUCCAGCUACAUCAACUACCAGCCACCUGUCUCGACCUCAAUCAUUGUGAGCACACCGGCAUUGUCAGUUGUGACUUCCACCUCGACCAGCAUCACAACUACGGUUUCCUAUGCCACAGAAGUUCAGACAAGUGUCGCUAGCACUACCACAUUGAUAAUCCCGCCCGCUAAUAAAAAGAGGGCUAUGUCAACACCUGUGUCGAUUUCGACCUGGUCUCCUUCUCGCAUCUCCAAAGCCUGCUCCGCUGUUGCUACAGGCUCGACAACCACCAGCACGACUGCCACCGCUGCGACGCCAUACAGUACAUUGGUCACGAUUGGUGUACAGACUCAGACAUCGACCUCAUCUACUACAACGACAACAGUGGUCGUGUCUACUGCUACCGUACAGCCUGUGAACAUCGUUAAGAGGCCAGGUUUUGAAGGUGGAACUGGUAGCGAGAGUUGGCAGCUAUUGCCUAACCCUGGUGGCUGGCAGAUUAUCAAUGAUCCCUCGCAGGCUCAUUCCGGCAAUAACUAUCUUGUGCUUUCUGCCAACUCGUCUUUGAAUCAAUGGGCUGAUUCGGUCCAAACGCUUCACACCGUUGCUGGCAAGUAUACCCUACAAUUUUCGUAUUCGUAUCAGUUCGACAGCCCUGGUUGUUAUCUCCUCAGCAGUCUGGUCGGUGCUGGUAUCUAUCAGCAGAAGCUGGUCAGUAGCACUAAUGGCUGGGUCACGGUGACCGUCACAGACAUCCAAGCACAAACCCACAACUACGGCAAUCUGGAGAUUGAUGUCUUCUGUCCAACUGGAUAUGCUUAUGUGCAUCUGGACGAUAUCAAGUUCUACGCGCAGUAA
This is a messenger RNA of Aureobasidium uvarum, 1476 nucleotides long. The record is from the annotation of a GenBank genome assembly. NCBI's taxonomy places the organism in Eukaryota, Fungi, Ascomycota, Dothideomycetes, Dothideales, Saccotheciaceae.